Messenger RNA from Echinococcus granulosus, 1569 nucleotides. RefSeq lists its product as hypothetical. NCBI's taxonomy places the organism in Eukaryota, Metazoa, Platyhelminthes, Cestoda, Cyclophyllidea, Taeniidae. The coding region runs from base 1 to 1569 and encodes 522 amino acids. The record is from RefSeq and is a predicted model, not a curated record. The transcript is spliced from 9 exons.
AUGACAGGUGAACCAAGAAAGUUCAUGAUACCUGAAAAUCAGGAUCAGCUUGGAAGUGAGAAGUUGCGUGAAAGUCUAAUCUCUCACCUCCGAGAUCCCGAGAACAGUCACACCAUAACCUCGAUCGCAGACUCUCUUUCUGGUGAAGAUCUGCUUAAGCUUGUCGAUGCAAUUCUAGAAGGAGAUAUUAAAGUUGAAGUCGAACUGAAACUGAGGCUGCCGGCUCAUCUGGAGGGUUAUCUAGAGAUCGAGCCGGUCGACGUGAAUGUAGCACAAAUCUGUUUGAAGUUAUUGUCUCUACUAAUUGCUGAGAUUGCUGAAGCUGACGGUAAAUCAGAAACUGAUACUGACAACUGCAUCAUGGCCUUAAUUUCUGACGAUACCCUAUCCGCCAUAUUAAAACGGCUCAUUGGGUUGGGAGAAUUGAUGGGCGCCUCCUUGAACCCGGAGGACACAGCACCUACUGAUGCUUCAUCGGGUUCCAACUCAUCUAAAACCGUCCAACCAACUCCUCUUGCUUUGCGCGUUCUUGUCGUCUACCUUCAGUGGAGCCUGCACAUCUACAAAAACCACUUUCUGGCUGUUGGUGGUAAGAAUGAAUGCAUUGCGGCUUUCGACGAAACGCUAUUUCAACCACCGUAUUCAUCCACCUCGAAACCGUAUGAUAAGUUGGUGAAACGCUUUGAAACGAAGGUUUGGAAUCCUCUACAGCCUCUACUGAGGACUGUUGUACCGGAGGCGUUUCGUCUGACCAACCCUGCUGGAACCGCCAAAUUGCUGACUCUCUGUCGCAAACUCAUCCUUCGUCUGGCAAGGCUCUUUCCUGUAGUUGUUGUGAACAGUCUCAAUACCGGCUUUAUGUCAUCCUUGCUCGCCAACCGGUCUACUGGUGAGGAGAUAGCUCUUAAGAGCCUCACGGGGAUGAGCUUUCUUCGGGAUAUUUGCAAUCUUCUGGAGACCUCACAGAUGGGUUACGAAAUAAACGACUCGAAAGAAACCAAUGCCUCCAUCGAUAUUAUCGGUAGACUGACCUCUGUUCUCGGUCUUGCAGUCAAAGGAACCACGAUUCUAGACCACUUCGACGGAGAAGUUGAUGGACAAUGCUGUGGUAAAUGCAAGAUUGCAGCGCAAGCGCGGUUAGCGGAAGGAUUUUGUGAUGUCAUGGUUAUACUUCGCAUCCUUGUCGUCAAUGCCUGGCUUGUUGAAUUUGCUCUCCGGUUCGGACUAUCCCGGCUAUUCGAUCCAGUCGUCCCUGUUGUACCGGGAGAGGAGGAGGCGUACGUAUCGACCUGGGUGUCCGAAGCAGCACUGACAGUUCUUCGGCGACUGAUGAAACUGGAACCGCCCUCCAUUUUGGACUGGAACUUCUACUACCACCAGGAUCACGCUCUACGAGCUUUCUAUACUCCGUGCACGCUGCGUAACUCCGCGGAAUCCAUUUUACAGUGUUGUCGCAACAGCUGUUCUUAUUCCUUCGCCUUUCGGGCGGCUUGGCAGCGUGCGUACGCUGAGGUGGCAUCGGAAAUUGCCUCGCUUGACAGGGAUCAUCUAGCAAUAUCUUUUGAAUAA